UCACAUGGUCAUGACAUCACCAAAGGUCCUUGCACCCUUGUUUUUGUUGCUAUGGUAGCCAGAGCGUCUCCGUGUCUGGGGCAGAUUAGCGCACCAGGUGUCUUGCGGUCAUCAUACAUCCCGGCUGAGAGCGGUACCGGCGCCGAAAGCAUGGUGAAGCUGUCAGCCAAGUGCCUUGUAGCUGGUGACUCCACUGUUGGGAAGAGCACGCUAAUCCAGCUGUUUCGUAGUGAUGGAAGCCACUUCACAAAGAACUAUAGCAUGACAACCAUCAUGGAUGUCAUAACGAAAACGGUGCAGAUUCCAGAUACAGGUGACAGUGUGGAGCUCUUUCUUUGUGAUUCUCCGGGGAAGGCAAUGUUUAAUGAGAUGACAGAGGUAUUGUGGGAUCAGCCUGGUGCCUUUUGCUUGAUAUUUGAUGUCACAAGCGAGAUUUCGUUUAGUAACUGUGCAAAGUGGUUACAACGAGUAAAAUCGAAGACCACAAGCCCUUACUUACCCGGAGUUCUGGUGGGAAAUAAGACAGACCUCACUGGCCGUAGAGUAGUGGAGAAGAUCCAGGCUGAAGAGUGGGCAGCGAGCCAUGGGCUGGAGUAUUUUGAGACCUCAGCGAAGGAGCUGGAAAACUUUGAUCAACCAUUUCGAGCCUUGGCCAAGUCAUUCCAUCGUCUGUACCAAGAGAGAGUGGAGAGCUUCAAGAGUCUUCUGUAGAGUCUUCAAUAGGAAAAUGAUCUGAUGGCUAUGGUGAUAAUGAUUCAAAGUGACCAUGUUAAUGAGUUGGACUUUUACCUUAUGGAACAUUCCAUCAUUUUGGGAAUAAGGCCCUGUAUGCGGUAUAUAUUUGGUUUGUUUUUAACAUGUUUUUAUUUAGUGAAUAGUACAUAUGUGUUUCUAUACAAAAAUAAAGAUUUAUACAGGUUCUGCUUUUUAAAAGACUUUUACAGAUGUAUAUGGCACAAGUAGGAAUACUGCAUGGAGUGCUGCAGUAUUUCCGUUUUUCUUGUAUACAAGGGGUCCAAGGGCUGGGGCCCAACACUGCCCUCAUAGACUAUGGUAACAACAAAAAUCUGUGGUGCUGUUUAACCUUUGGAUGCGUAUGGUACAAAUGGAGAUAUGUGAGAUAAAGCAAUGAUCACAGGGCAGUCAGUUUUUAAAUACUUCUAGUAAUUAAUCUGUUUAAGGUGGGUUCACAUUACGGUUAGAAAUUCCGUUAUAGUGUUCUGUUAUAACAGAGAUAUAACGGAAUUUUAGGACGGCAUGCAAAACGGUACCCUUUAAGAGGCAUUCCAUUUUGCUUCAUCCUAAUACAUGUCUAUGGGCACAAAUAUCGGUUCCGUCAGGACUUUUUUUAUCAUGUAUAACGAAACAAAAAGUAACCGUUAUUACAUAGUGUAAAAAGGUACAAGGAAUCAUCGUGGAUGAUAGGUACGUGUCAACGAGGUUCCUGGCCUCGGUGGAGUAAGAGACGGUUUUUAUGUGUCGGCAGCAGUUGCUGUUUGACACCUU
Molecule: messenger RNA, 1506 nt
Organism: Bufo bufo (common toad)
Lineage: Eukaryota; Metazoa; Chordata; Amphibia; Anura; Bufonidae
Gene: IFT27
Product: intraflagellar transport 27
Exons: 7
Coding region: 52-711 (219 amino acids)
Cellular component (GO): Golgi apparatus
Molecular function (GO): GTPase activity; GTP binding
Source: RefSeq, a predicted model, not a curated record